AGAACAAGUACCAACGCAAUUAGAUCAUUCAACCUCAAACCGCAAAACCAACCAGCCAAGCUGUGCUAUCAUCCAAUAUGAAGAUCACAACUACCGUUGGCCUUCUCUUCACUUUCCUCACCUCCUCUGCUUCCGCUACUCCUUUCUUUUAUGGCUGGUCAGACAGCGUGACCCUCCAACUUUCCAACGACUGGUCUGGCGCAAAUGCCAAAGCCUCCGUUGCAACUGACGGCAAGCCACAUCCAAUCCAAAAGCUUUUCGACGACUCGGAUCUCGAGAAGGACGGCAAGAUCUAUGCAACAAGCGCUCAGCUCACCGAAUUCCACCAUAAUACCGUCUGUCGCGUGCUUCAGCACGACCCUAGGGUCGAAGUCACAUUGGACGACGAGAAUACUUGGUCGUUCCUGGACCGCGGUGCCUGGGUGGAUGUACACCGUGGUGUGGUGAUCUGUAUUGAAAAAUAGACAGGCCGCUGUUGUUUGAUACGUACUGCAGGUAUACUUGUCGAUAGGGGUACAUGCUCCUCUAAGUGAGGGUACCUAUCAUACAGCGUAUUUUCUGUCAGAAGCUGUUAAAUCAAUUACUUGGUAUGCACACGAAAAUGGGUUAUUUUGUCCGUAUGAGGUUUUUGUUUCCUUUGUAUUGUGGAUAAUUUCACUAGGUCUAGGGCAACAACAUAGGAUAACACUAUCCUGAGACCUAUGAGUAUAUAGUCGAAUAAUAGUAACUAUUGGUCGGUA
Molecule: messenger RNA, 740 nt
Organism: Aspergillus caelatus
Lineage: Eukaryota; Fungi; Ascomycota; Eurotiomycetes; Eurotiales; Aspergillaceae
Exons: 1
Coding region: 78-464 (128 amino acids)
Source: RefSeq, a predicted model, not a curated record